AUGUGGCUCUUUAUCUGCAGUCCAAGGGAUCACGGGUUGUCAGCAUCGUCACCCCAGCCUGGGGUCUGUCGCUAUGGAACCAAACUGGCUUGCUGCUAUGGCUGGACAAGGAACAGCAAGGGAGUCUGUGAAGCUACGUGUGAACCCGGAUGCAAGUUUGGUGAGUGUGUGGGACCGAACAAAUGUAGAUGCAUUCCAGGAUACACCGGGAAAACCUGCAGUCAAGAUGUGAAUGAGUGUGGAUUAAAACCUCGGCCGUGCCAACACAGAUGUGUGAAUACACACGGUAGCUACAAGUGCUUUUGCCUCAGCGGCCACAUGCUCAUGCCGGAUGCCACGUGUUCCAACUCUCGGACGUGUGCCAUGACAAACUGCCAGUAUGGCUGUAAAGAUACAGAAGAGGGGCCGCACUGUCUGUGUCCAUCCUCGGGACUCCGCCUGGCCCCAAAUGGAAAAGCUUGUAUAGAUACUGAUGAAUGUGCCUCGGAUAAAGCCGUCUGCCCCCGCGAUCGAAGAUGUGUGAACACAUUUGGAAGCUACUAUUGCAAAUGUCAUGUUGGUUUUGAACUAAAAUAUCUCAGUGGCCGAUAUGACUGUGUAGAUAUGAAUGAAUGUGCUGCGAAUACCCACGCGUGCAGCCUCCAUGCCAAUUGCCUCAAUACCCAAGGAUCCUUCAAGUGUAAGUGCAAGCAGGGAUAUAAAGGCAGUGGCCUUCAGUGUUCUGUUAUCCCUGAAAAUCCUGUGAAGGAAUUCCUCAGAGCACCUGGUACCAUCAAAGACAGAAUCAAGAAGCUGCUUGCUUACAAAAAUAACAUGAAAAAGAAGGUAAAAAUGAAAAACAUCGCAGAACCUGGGCGGACUCCUGCCCCUAAGGUGGACUCGCAGCCCUUCAACUCUGAAGAGAGCGUUUCCAGAGAUGGGAACCCUCGUGGAGAAAAAAAGAGGAAUGAAGAGAGAAGGAAAGAGGGGCUGGAGGGAAAGAAAAGAGACGAGAAAGCCCUGGCAAACCAUGUGGAGGAGGAGCAAAGCGUUCGGGGAGAUGUGUUUUCCCCUAAGGUGAACGAGGCGGGUGAAGUUGGUCUGGUUCUGGUCCAAAGAAAAGCUACAACAUCCCGACUGGAACACAGAAAUUUAAAUAUCUCAGUUGACUGCAGCUUUGACCACGGGGUCUGUGACUGGAAACAGGAUAUGGAAGAUGAUUUCGAUUGGAAUGCUGCUGACCGAGAUAAUGCUGUUGGCUACUAUAUGGCAGUUCCGGUCCUGGCAGGUCAGAAGAAGGACAUCGGCCGUUUGAAACUUGUCCUCCCGGACCUGCAACCCCUAAGCAACUUUUGUUUGCUCUUUCAUUACCGGCUGGCUGGAAACAAAGUAGGGAAACUUAGAGUGUUUGUGAAAAACAGUAAUAAUGCCCUGGCAUGGGAGAAGACGAGGAGCACGGAUGAACGGUGGAAUUUGGGGAAAAUUCAGCUGUCUCAAGGGAUUAAUACUCCCAAAAUCAUCGUUUUUGAAGCAGAACGUGGCAAGGGCAAAACCGGAGAAAUUGCGGUGGAUGGUGUCUUGCUGGUUUCAGGCUUAUGUCCAGAUGGCCUUUUAUCUGUGGAUGGUUGA
Molecule: messenger RNA, 1608 nt
Organism: Kogia breviceps (pygmy sperm whale)
Lineage: Eukaryota; Metazoa; Chordata; Mammalia; Artiodactyla; Physeteridae
Source: RefSeq, a predicted model, not a curated record